AUGUAUGUGAAAUGGUUUGAUACAGUAAUGUUUUACUAUGUUAUUUUAGUGAAUUUAGUGAAUGUCACUUUUUGUCAUUUUCAAAUUUCCCGCCGUUCCGUCCCCCGUACGUCCAGACACUCGCAGGGGACGGAACCCAGAUGACAGAUGCUGGCAUCCGCCGGAGGACAUUGCAGGGGACACUGCAGGAGUGCAGGACAAGGUAAGUGAAGAAGAGAUCCCGGAGCAGCACCGCAUGGUAAGCCCGAGUAUAGCUCGGGGUUACCACUUGUGCUACACUCGGGAAUAUCACCAGGGAGGU
This is a messenger RNA of Staurois parvus, 301 nucleotides long. The record is from the annotation of a GenBank genome assembly. NCBI's taxonomy places the organism in Eukaryota, Metazoa, Chordata, Amphibia, Anura, Ranidae.